Apodemus sylvaticus (European woodmouse) is the source of this 3278-nucleotide messenger RNA. RefSeq names its product natural cytotoxicity triggering receptor 3 ligand 1-like. Bases 501 to 1499 code for a protein of 332 amino acids. Gene Ontology annotation, biological process: negative regulation of T cell proliferation; cell surface receptor signaling pathway; immune response. The transcript has 6 exons. Lineage: Eukaryota; Metazoa; Chordata; Mammalia; Rodentia; Muridae. The record is from RefSeq and is a predicted model, not a curated record. Gene Ontology annotation, cellular component: external side of plasma membrane.
UACCAGGGGCAGAUCCAGGGGAAGGCAGGUUUGGUCUUCCAAGCUGAGUUGAAGCAGCUUGUGUCUUCACUAGCCUCAGAGGCAAACGGUUUUCCCUGCAGAGAGCCACUCUGAACCUCUGCCUCCCACGUGCUACCACUGCCAGGCUCCUUUUCUUCUUUUUAUGAUCACAACAUUGGUGCCUGUGACUCGGAUUCAGAAACUCUGCAGGUUUGCAUGCUGGACAGACAGUUGGUGCUCCUCUCCCUCAGCUCCAGUCUGUGGGGUGGUGCUGCAUGGCCACAAGCAGCUCACAGCCUCUGUCAGACAAGUUCACGCUCAACUGCAACCACGCUCACUAGCCGCGAUCUGAUUUCAGGGACCAGGUGCAUCUGUGUGUGGCCCACCGUGCUCUGAGAAGACCUCCACAGCUUCACUGCUCUACUGCUGGAAUUGCAUUUCCAGCUACUCAUAACAAGAUGGCUUCACAGAGCUGACAGAGGUGUUCUGAGUGUGUGAACAUGGAUCCCAAGGAGUCUUGCUGUACUGCUCUCUGCUUUUUGUGCAACCCUGGCUCUUCACUACAUAGCAGCAGCCUAAGACCACCCAGGAAGUGUGGAGGGUUGAGCAAGCUAGUCCAGUCUAGCUCAGAGUGGCCAGCUGACUUGUGGAGUUUAUUAUUGUGGCUUUUGUUGUGCCUGCCCUUGGCAGGUGGACUGGAAGUGGAGAUGGCAGGGAAGACUCAGAUGGUAUUCCUCCAUGAAGAUGUCACCAUACCCUGCAAAAUCCCUGGCUCCCCAAAGCUGGACCUCAAUACUGUGGGAGUCAUCUGGUCUUUGAAGAAGGACAGAGAUGAAUCUGAGGUCCAGGUGUUUGAGUUUUAUGGAGAUCAACGAGAGGCAGUCCGACCUGGAGCAGAUGUGUCCUUGUUGGGGCUAGAACAUGGAAAUGCCUCACUCCAUCUGCCCAGGAUAGAGCUAUGGGAAGCAGGAGAGUACAGAUGUAAGGUUGUGGUCACCCCUGAAAAGGCAGAAGGGACAACCAGGCUGGAAGUUGUAGCUCACCCUGACAUGUGUUUGUUUGAGAAACUAGCUACCGCAAGAAAUGGUAAAGAGAAACUCAUUAUCUGCCAGCUGGAAGGAUUCUACCCAGAAGCCUUUGACAUAAAGUGGAUGAGGUGUGCCCUGAAGGAUUCCCACUUCCAAGAGAUUACUGAGGGCAUAGUCACCGGUCCCACUGUGAAGAAUGUUGAUGACACCUUCAGUGUAAACAGCUCCUUGGUCCUGAAGCCAGCUCUGGAAGACCAUAUAUACCAGUGUGUGGUGUCACACAGAUCCUGGCUCAUCCCACAGAGUCUCAAUAUCACAAUUUUUGAGAAUAAGCCAGGAUCUGUGAUGAUGUAUGUUACCAUCAUUGGCUCCUGUAUUGUACUGUUUUCAGUGAUAGCGUGUGGCCUUUGGAAAUGGAAAAGACUUCCAACACACAUUACAGAGCCUGUGUUGGCUUCAGGAGGAGUGUGACAGUGAAGGACACAGGGACUGCUGGGGCUGCAGAGAUGGCUCAGUGGGUAAGAGCACUGGAUGCUCUUGUACAGGAGUCAGGUUCAGUUCCCCCACACGCUGGCUCACAACCCCUUGAGAUCGUCUCAGCUACACAAGCCCAUACGCACACUCAUGUGAACAUGCACACAAUCACAUAAGGACAAUACAGAAGUAAGCCUGUUUUCAGAAGGAAGAGGAGAAGCAGGAGGAGGAGGAGGAGGAAAGAGGAGUAGGAGAGAGGAGGAGAAGGAGAAGGAGAAGAAGAAGAAGAUGAGUGCUGAUCCAGCAUAGACCAACUGAUUAAUGGAACUCAUCUUCCUGGUUAGUGCUGAGAAAAUGAGAAACCUAUGCAUAAUGUUGUGUGGAAGUGAUUUCUGCGACACCGAUGUUGGCAUUCUUCCUGCCUUUCUCUGGAUCUGAUACAGGUGCUGUGGCCAUCCUGCAGGAUCACUUAACUGAAGAAGGGCUGGGCCUGGAUCCUGGUAUGGUUGUUUUUCUGCUUCACUUCAUCUUUCACAUCUGGUCUUGGUGACUCUGUGGACUUCCAAGCUGGCAGCCCCUUGGUUUGAGGCUAAACUGACAUGUUCUUUGCUAAGAAAACUCAGACUAUAAUUAUUUUUGAAUUAUUUUCUACAUGAGAUAUUUAAUCAUGAAAACACAGUGAGUCAAAACUUCCAUUGAGGACAGUCUGCAGGAGAUGUUUCCAAUAAAUAACUUAAUGAUGCACCAUGGGACCUUGGAAACCCAAGCUCAAGCCAAACCCAAACCAGUAUUUGGAAAGAAUUAAGAUCAGGGCAGAGAUUAAUCAAAUGGGGAUGCAAAAACACAUUAAAGAUUCCAAGGAAUCCUCGUAAAGUGGAUCCACAAAUCCUUUCUCAGACUGUCUGGCAGAGAGCAAAGCCUCACCUCAAUAAGUCAGAGGUGAGAAAGGAGCCAUUUGGAAGCUGGGCAGUUAUUAGGAUGUUCUGAAAGGAAAAAAGAUAUUCUCCUAAUUGGAAACUUUUAGAGGAUUCGAUGAAUUUCUUGGUAUCCCUGAAUUAAACCCAGAUGAGAUAAUUUAAAGAGAUCUACGAGGAGCAUUGUUGUUGGUGUAACAACAGCAAUAGCAGCAGCAACAGCAGGGUCUCAAAUGAAGCAGUACUGAGGCCCUGAUGGUGACGUGGACCAGAUCUUCAGUAAGGUGCUAACACAGCCAUUCUGAAGAACACUGCCAAUCUCUCUUCCCUACAAAAGGCAUUACGGUCAUGACACAACUGCAUGAAGACAAAAAAGAAAGGAAAAGACUCUUUUUUUGUUGUCUCUUUAACAUACAUCUAUUCAUUUGUUUAUAUAUUGUGUGUCUGAGCGUACCUGAGGAUGUGGAUGUCCUAAAGAAAAUCACCAUGUUUUCAGUAAAGUCAGACAGAAGACAAGCACGGCAUGUCUACUUUCUCCACACUCUUCAUUAAACUUCUGGGAAUCUUAGCUAGGAGAAUGUGAGGAGAGAAGUGAACAAUUAUCUAUAUGUCUCUGUUUAUAUAUUGUCUGUCUGCCUGCCUUCCUGUCUGCCUGCUUGCCUGCCUGUCUGUCUGCCUCUCUGUGUGUCAGUGUCUGUCCGUGUGUUUGUGUGUCUCUUUAUGUGUAAUUGAGGCACUGGAAGGUCUAUCUGGACCAACUAGAUGGCUUAGCCUGGGCACCUGAGUUCCAUCCCCAUAGCAUAAGUGAAUGUGGAAGGAGAGAGCCUACUUUAUUUUUUGUUGUUGUUUAUUUUUUUUUUUU